AUGGGUGAAGACAGAAGCUGGAUGUAUUUUUCUAGAUGGGUGCCUGAAUUUGAAAAUGGGUUGUUGAACUUUCUUAAUAUAUCAUUUGCUAAAGCAUCUUCGGGAGGUCAAAUUAAAUGCCCUUGUAGGCGGUGUAAAAAUCGAUAUUGGUAUCGUAGAGAUGAGGUGUAUAAUCAUGUGAAAAGUGAGGGGUUUGUGGAAAAUUAUGAUUUGUGGAUUUUUCACGGAGAGGAUCCAUCAUCAUUGAAAACUACAAGAGAUUUAUAUGACGAUGUUCCAAGAAUGCAUGAUAACAUUGAUGAAUUAUUGCAUGAUAGAUUUAGAGAUGUCGUAGAGGAAACAAGUAAUGUACAACAAGGUCCAAAUGAGGAAGCCAAAAAGUUCUAUAGGUUGGUUGAAGAGGGUAAACAAGAGUUGUAUCCUGGGUGCAAGAAUUUUUCUAAACUUUCUUUUAUCAUUAGGUUGUUUAUUUACAAGACACUUCAUGGACUUAGUAAUGUAGCAUUAAAUGAUCUUCUACAGCUCUUAAGGGAAAUGAUUCCAGAUGCAAAGCUUCCACCAAAUUUUAAUGAAGCUAGAAACAUAUUGAGAAAUUUGGGUUUGGAUUGUCAAAAAAUUUAUGCAUGUCCUAAUGAUUGUAUGUUAUUUUGGAAAGAGCAUGAAAAUGAUAAUGAGUGUCAUACAUGUCAUGCUUCUAAGUGGAAACAAUCACAAGAAAAAGAUGGCAAGAAACCAAAUAAUGAGGCUGAGAAAAAACUGUCAAACAUUCCAGCUAAAGUAUUGUGGUAUUUUCCUCUAAAAUCCCGAUUGCAAAGAUUAUUUAUGUGUGCUGAAUCUGCUAUGUAUAUGACAUGGCAUGAUAGAGGACGUCAUAAAGAUGGUAAUUUAAGACAUCCGGCUGACGGGAAAGCUUGGAAAGAGUUUGAUAUGUUGUAUCCUGAUUUUGCAAAAGAACCUAGAAAUGUAAGGCUAGGCUUGGCUAGUGAUGGUUUCAAUCCAUUUCGAACAAUGAGUAUUGCUCACAGUACAUGGCCUGUGGUGUUGGUUAACUAUAAUUUACCACCAUGGAUGUGUAUGAAGCCAGAGUACUUUAUUUUGUCUUUGCUAAUUCCUGGCCCUGAAUCUCCUGGGAAUAAUAUUGACGUCUACUUGCAACCCUUGAUUGAUGAGUUAAAUGAGUUGUGGAAUGAUGGGUUAGCAACAUAUGAUAAGUUAAAAAAUGAAACUUUUCAAAUGCAUGCAGCCCUAACAUGGACCAUUAAUGACUUCCCAGCUUACUCAAUGUUGUCGGGAUGGAAAACUAAAGGCAAGUUUGCUUGCCCUUGUUGUAAUUAUGAAACUAGUUCUUUGUACUUGAGUCACAGCAGUAAAACAUGCUAUAUGGACCAUCGCAGAUUUUUAGACUUGGACCAUCCAUGGCGUCGUAAUAAGAGUUCUUUUAAUGGGCAUACUGAGGAUAGGCCACCUCCAACCCCUUUGACCGGGGUUGAGGCUUUGAGAGACUUGUCUAACUUUAAGAAUGAAUUUGGGAAGACUCGAAAGAAAAAAAAUGAUGCCACAUGUCCUUGGAAAAAGAAGUCAAUAUUUUUUGAAUUGCCAUAUUGGCAAUUCAAUUUAUGUCGGCAUAAUCUUGACGUGAUGCACAUUGAAAAAAAUAUUUGUGAUAGCUUGAUAGGGACAUUGUUGGAUGUAGCUGGUAAGUCAAAGGAUCAUGCAAAAGCUCGAUUUCACCUUAUAGAAUUGGGGAUCAAAGAAAACCUUCAACCUGAGCUAUCUCUUGAUGGUGAAAAUGUUGUUUUGCAAAAGGCAUGUUAUGCUAUGUCUAAAAUUGAAAAAGAUAUUUUCUUUCAUGCCAUAAAGGGAGUCAAAUUGCCUUAUGGGUUGUGCAUCAAACAUAGCAAGGUGUGUACGCACUUCAGAAAGAAAAGUGGCUGUAAGGUUGUUAAGCUUGAAGAUCUCGAUCAGUUGGAAACAGAAAUUGUUGAAAUAUUAUAUGAGCUUGAGAAGAUAUUCUUACCAGCCUUUUUCGAUAUUAUGAUGCACUUACCGAUUCACUUGAAUAGUGGAGUUUCUGUAAGAGCAUCAACUCCUAGCUUUGCAAGCUCAAGGGACAAAAAUCCUGUGGUUGGAGAUGUUGACUACUAUGGUGCAAUAAUUGAAAUAAUAGAACUCAAUUAUUGGUCCAAAUCCAAAGUAGUUUUGUUCCAUUGUGAGUGGUACCAAGUGGAGAAAGAUGAAUAUGGUCUUCCUUGUGUUAAUAUGAAGAAGCUGUGCUCUUUGAAUGAUCCUUAUGUCAUGCCUUCUCAAGUACAUCCAGUAUUUUAUGUACCAGAUCCUCUAGUAGACAGCCUUCAAUAUGUUAUGAAUCGUGUUCCUAGAGAUCUAUAUGAGGGUGAUUAUGGUAUAAAUGAUGGAAACACAUACUGGUCCGAACUUCAUGAUAAUGAGAUACAUCCAGUUUUACAAGUUGGGGUUGAAGACAUUCAGUUAUCAAGAGAGGAUAUGUGUCCGAUCUUUAUUGGUGCAAAUACAAAUUUAGAAGACAUAAAUGGAGAUGAUGACAAUGAUGAUGAUGAUUCUGUUGAUGAAACUUUAUGGGAUUGGAUGAAUGCCGAUGAAGAACAAGAAGCUGAUGAUGAUUAA
Zingiber officinale is the source of this 2643-nucleotide messenger RNA. RefSeq lists its product as uncharacterized. The coding region runs from base 1 to 2643 and encodes 880 amino acids. Lineage: Eukaryota; Viridiplantae; Streptophyta; Magnoliopsida; Zingiberales; Zingiberaceae. The transcript is spliced from 3 exons. The record is from RefSeq and is a predicted model, not a curated record.